Jaculus jaculus (lesser Egyptian jerboa) is the source of this 717-nucleotide messenger RNA. Its product is annotated as ubiquitin-conjugating enzyme E2 D2. Gene Ontology annotation, cellular component: nucleus. Lineage: Eukaryota; Metazoa; Chordata; Mammalia; Rodentia; Dipodidae. The transcript has a single exon. The coding region runs from base 216 to 659 and encodes 147 amino acids. Gene Ontology annotation, biological process: ubiquitin-dependent protein catabolic process; protein K48-linked ubiquitination. The record is from RefSeq and is a predicted model, not a curated record. Gene Ontology annotation, molecular function: ubiquitin conjugating enzyme activity.
GGGGCCGCCGCCGGGUGAUGCGGUGAGGGCUGCGGCAGGCCCAGAAGCUGAGCGGGCCUCGGCCCUCAGCCCGUCGGACGUGCGUGUCGGAACUGCGGCUCUUCUCCCUCCGACUCGCCACCUCUAAGGCGGUCGCAGGCCCCCUCGUCCCUUCCCCAUCCCUCCCCCGCCCCCGUCCCCGCCCCGGGGAGGCCGCCGCCGCCUUCCUUCCCACCAUGGCUCUGAAGAGAAUCCAUAAGGAAUUGAAUGACCUGGCACGGGAUCCCCCAGCACAGUGUUCAGCAGGUCCUGUUGGAGAUGAUAUGUUUCAUUGGCAAGCUACAAUAAUGGGGCCAAAUGACAGUCCCUACCAGGGUGGAGUAUUUUUCUUGACAAUUCAUUUCCCAACAGAUUACCCCUUCAAACCACCUAAGGUUGCAUUUACAACAAGAAUUUAUCAUCCAAAUAUUAACAGUAAUGGCAGCAUUUGUCUUGAUAUUCUACGAUCACAGUGGUCUCCAGCACUAACUAUUUCAAAAGUACUUUUGUCCAUCUGUUCUCUGUUGUGUGAUCCCAAUCCAGAUGAUCCUUUAGUGCCUGAGAUUGCUCGGAUCUACAAAACAGAUAGAGAAAAGUACAACAGAAUAGCUCGGGAAUGGACUCAGAAGUAUGCGAUGUAAUUAAAGAAAUUAUUGGAUAACCUCUACAAAUAAAGAUAGGGGAACUCUGAAAGACAAA